UUCCCAGCCCUUGGUGUUUUGCUCUGUGAGACAGCCUUUGUUAUGUAGCUGAAGCUGGUCUGGAGCUUGCUAUGUAACUCAAGGUGGCCUUGGACUGGAGACCUCCUUGCCUCACUGAGCCUUCUGAGUGGUGGGAUUAAAUCAUAGUUAUUUCUGUAUGUGCCAAUUCUGUUAUCUCUUGUUUGAUUCCACUUUUGGCCUAUUCAGGAAGGGCCUGGUACUGCAGCUGAUCCAGUCAUACCAGCGGAUGCCAGGCAAUGCCAUGGUGAGGGGCUUUCGAGUGUCCUAUAAGCGGCAUGUGCUGACUAUGGAUGACUUGGGGACCUUGUAUGGACAGAACUGGCUCAAUGACCAGGUGAUGAACAUGUAUGGAGACCUGGUCAUGGACACGGUCCCUGAAAAGGUACAUUUCUUCAACAGUUUCUUCUAUGAUAAACUGCGUACCAAGGGUUAUGAUGGGGUGAAGAGGUGGACCAAAAAUGUGAGUUAUGAAUUCACUUGUGUAAUAUCUUAUCUCUUAAGAAUUAAAGAAUUUG
Molecule: messenger RNA, 536 nt
Organism: Dipodomys ordii (Ord's kangaroo rat)
Lineage: Eukaryota; Metazoa; Chordata; Mammalia; Rodentia; Heteromyidae
Product: sentrin-specific protease 3-like
Exons: 3
Biological process (GO): proteolysis
Molecular function (GO): cysteine-type peptidase activity
Source: RefSeq, a predicted model, not a curated record